Molecule: messenger RNA, 936 nt
Organism: Bipolaris sorokiniana ND90Pr
Lineage: Eukaryota; Fungi; Ascomycota; Dothideomycetes; Pleosporales; Pleosporaceae
Exons: 2
Coding region: 156-731 (191 amino acids)
Source: RefSeq, a predicted model, not a curated record
CACACUGCCUCAUGUACCACGUUCACGACGUACAUUGUCUGGGCUUACAGGUUCAUGCGCGUUGAUCCAUGACCAAGCGAAUCACAUGACCCUCGAGGUCACCGAGUCUUUUGUUUUUGACUAUUUUUAUACCGGGUACCGGGUGAGAUUGAGCCAUGAGCGUCACCACGGAUGGACUAGACGACGUCUACGAAGCGCUAGAGCGGUAUAACUGGGACGAUGAUGUGGAGUUUCAGGCUGGUUUGCAAGCGAUCGUAGGCAGCAACAGUACGCCAGAGCAAACGACUGAGCUAGCAUUACGGGCGCGGUGCUUUUAUUAUGCGAGGAAAUACAACAAAAACAUCGACUUUGACGCCUACAAAGCAUAUCGUAAUGCCCGCAACCGGCCACCUCCUUCACCUCCCAGUUCGACCAAUGUACUUGCAUCCUCUGUCAUAGAUCAAGAGCUGCCCUCUACCACCACAAGCGCUACUACCCCCGCUACAACCACCGAACCAAGUGGCACCCUCCCUUCGCCUCCAACAGCAACAGAGCCACCCGCGCCUUACCCCACCAGCUUCGCGCACAUAGUCGAAUUGAUCACGAGCGGAAAACCAGUACCAGGUAUCAAGGAGAUUCCACCUACAGUGCUAGAAGGACAAGGGACGCAAGCGACGAAGCCCAAGCGGAAGAAGCCGUGGGAAAAAGACGAUGUUCCUGUCGAAGCUGCCAAAGAAGCUAGUAGUGUGUAAAUGGGUGUUUUGACUUCUGGUCCCUAUAUUUGCUUAAGUAGUCAGAGAUGAUGUGAGUGAUAGGGAUAUAGAGAGAAUUGACUUGUUGAUGCUUACAGGAAGUGGGUACUAUGCAAAAGGGCCCUCGGCGCAACUAGCUCUCAAACUUAUUUACUGCUCGAAAAUGAUUUGAAUGAUGAAAUACAGAAUUGGAUACCUUGCGGAC